This is a messenger RNA of Schistocerca serialis cubense, 2478 nucleotides long. It is a transcript of the gene Pten, whose product is annotated as phosphatidylinositol 3,4,5-trisphosphate 3-phosphatase and dual-specificity protein phosphatase PTEN. NCBI's taxonomy places the organism in Eukaryota, Metazoa, Arthropoda, Insecta, Orthoptera, Acrididae. Gene Ontology annotation, cellular component: nucleus; cell projection; plasma membrane. The record is from RefSeq and is a predicted model, not a curated record. The coding region runs from base 633 to 2348 and encodes 571 amino acids. Gene Ontology annotation, biological process: negative regulation of cell population proliferation; cell motility; regulation of phosphatidylinositol 3-kinase/protein kinase B signal transduction. The transcript has 11 exons. Gene Ontology annotation, molecular function: phosphatidylinositol-3,4,5-trisphosphate 3-phosphatase activity; protein tyrosine phosphatase activity.
CAUCUCGAUGUUCGAUCUGUCCUAAAAACUGUGGAAGUUAAUGGUUGAAAUGGAAUUGAUAUACAACUUUGAAAUUUUUGUAUGUGUGAUGAAAACCAUUAUUUGUAGACUGACACUACAUCAAACAGAAUGUUGAUUGUAAACGUACAGUCCAGACCGUUUCAAUGACCCGAUUUUGAGUACUGAAAUAAGGAAACAGACGUGACGGAAGUGCGAUAUUUUCCGGAAAUCGAACAGUGAGGCAGGCGCUUAGGACGGCAAGACAAAGCGUUAGUUUAUGAGUAUGAUGGUGAGACUUGGGUUUAAAGUCUUAAAGUGAAUAGCAUCUCGGAAAAGUAUAGGACGCGAGAUUUUGUAGGAAAGGACUGGCUAUCAAAAAUGCCGUGACAUACUGUAUUGAUUACGCCUUCUUGUUACCGCAAACAAAACUGAUGAAGAUAACGCAAAAGUAAUAGUAGUGCACAUGAGACCUGACAGAUUGAAUAGUAUGAAAAUUUGCCCCGGAUGAAUUUUAUCGUCUGGUUUUGAAGAACAGUGUUUGUGUUGAAAUGCGUUCAUUUGCCUCAAUGUUAGUUGACACAUCAAGUGAAAGCUAAUAUUAUUUAUUCUUUGAGAGGUGCAGUGAUUUUUUUAUGGGGUUAUGCUUCUCUUGCAGAAAGUCGAGACUAGAAAGUUUAAAAUCCGAACAGUUUUCCGCUUCUGCAACUCCACUCCAUGUUUGCGUGGAAGAGCAAAAGGGACCAGAAAUUGGUUCAUCUUCUAAAGAGAUCUGUCAGUACACAAAAAUGGCAAACACAAUCUCCAACAUAAAAAUGACUAAUCCUGUAAGGAUCCUUGUGAGUAAAAGGAGAAAACGAUAUACGCAGGAUGGAUUUAAUUUGGAUUUGACAUACAUUAAGAGCAAUCUCAUAGCAAUGGGGUUUCCAGCUCAGAAGCUUGAAGGUGUGUACCGCAACCACAUUGAUGACGUUGUGAAAUUUCUGGAGUCCAAACACAAAGACCACUACAAGAUCUACAAUCUGUGUUCUGAACGAUCAUAUGAUGUGAGCAAAUUCCAACAGAGAGUGUCUGUUUACCCUUUUGAUGAUCACAACCCUCCCAAAAUGGAGCUGAUUGGUCCAUUCUGUGCUGAUGUUCAUGAGUGGCUAUCCCAGGAUCCCAGAAAUGUUGCUGCUGUCCACUGCAAAGCUGGAAAGGGCCGAACAGGUGUUAUGGUUUGCUGCUAUUUGUUGCACAGCAAGCUGUACUCGACAGCAAAUGAAGCACUCAGUUACUAUGCUGGAAUGAGGACGCAUGAUAAAAAGGGUGUUACAAUACCUAGCCAACGCCGGUACGUUGGAUAUUAUGCAACAUUAGUACAAGAAGAAUUAAAGUAUCAUCCUGUUGUGCUCCUCCUUAAGGAGCUUCGUAUAGAACCCUUGCCAAACCUAAAUGGAGGACAAUGUAGUCUCCAGGUAGUGAUCUCAGAUUCAAACAAAUUGAUAUUUACGUCACCUGUGUAUGAAGUCAAGAAAGGUAGUCCAUCUUUCUGCAUACCUUUAGACCAGAGUGUUCGGCUGGAAGGGGACAUAAAAGUGCAGUUUUUUAACAAACCAAAAAUGAAACGAAAGGAGAAGAUGUUUCAUUUUUGGUUCAAUACCUUUUUUGUUCGUGAGGAGAUUCAAGUACCUGAUACCCCUGCCAAUGGGAAUGAGGAUGGGGAUGUAAUCCCACCUCCUGAUAGGUCUAGUAGAGCAAUGAGUUGUGAUGGACAGUCUCACGUAUCGCAACUUCCACUCAGGCAUUCAAGAACAGUGUCACUUGUUUCUUUGGAGCCUGACAUGAAAAUGUUGGUGUUGAGGCUGAACAAAUGGGCAAUCGAUGAGGCUCAUAAAGAUAAACAAAACAAGUUGUACAGUCCAGAUUUUGAGGUGACACUUUACAUGCGCCGUGUACCAAGUGACCUGUCAGCCAGUAAACUUUGGCAGCAUACAGACAUGCAGCAACGAACGCAUUUCCAGGACACCCCUAGUGAGUCCUCUGAGGCUGAAUCCAGUGACUCAGACUCAGCAGAAGAUGAAGACUGGGAAUCUGGUGCUGGUGUUGGCCGCGAUGGUGGUGGUCGUGGCUCUGACGACGCCUGCGACCUGCCAGCGGUCUGGCGCCAAUCCAGGACGAGUGCGGUGCCCGGUGUGCAGGCCAGUGGACCGGCGCCAGUGCGCCUCGCUCGGGGGCGUUGUCGUCGUGCCUGGAGGGCUCUGCGGCAAGUGCCCCGUCUGCAGGCUCGUCGGCUAACCACGUGGCACGCCUUCACUGGCGCUAGAGUCAACAUUCUCUUCUUCAAGCACAACACAGCGAACCUGAGAUGAAACGGUCCCGCACAGGGUGGUCUAAGGAGCACGAAAGAGAAGAACAGUGACAUCUCAUUUACAAAGAAAAUGUUGCCCAGACUGAAUGAUUGUAGUAAAAACAUUAAUAAACCUGUUUUGCGCAACUCUA